UAGACUGUAUCUAAAAUAUCGACGCUGGUUUUAUUUAGCGUUCUGAAAUGGAGUUGAUGCGAUUGGAAUUUUGUUGAAUGAAACGUUAGAAAUUACAAAAACAAUUUAAGAGAAUUCUGUACGUGUGUGAUAUAUUUGAAACAAAAAAAAACGAAAUGUCGGAUAAUGAGGAUGAAAAAUCUGAAGUCAUAGAAAAACGGCACGAACAUGUUUUACCAGGGGAGCAUGUAUAUGAAGGGGUCUUGUUCUUCGGUUACACACCACCAGAUAUUCUCGACGCCGUGAAGGACUUCGAAGUGAGGGACUCUGAUAUCUUCCUUUCAACCUUCCCGAAAGCUGGUACAACAUGGCUACAGGAACUUACGUGGUUGAUAAUGAAUGAUGGGAACUUUGACGAAGCAAUCCAAAAACCUGUUUACUUCCGGUCACCAUUUUUAGAAUUCAAGGAUGAAGUUUUAAACGAGGUUGGGUUGGAUCUAGCUAAUCAAAUGCCGUCACCAAGAGUUAUAAAGUCGCAUCUUCCGGUGAAACUUAUACCAAGGCAGAUAAAAUCAAGAGACUGUAAGACGAUCGUACUAUUCCGGAACCCAAAGGAUUUAUGCGUCUCAUACUACCACUUCUACCGCGCCAGUUCCUCAUUCGGUGACUUCCGCGGAACCUGGGAAGACUUCUUCUACAUGUUUCUAGACGGACAUGUUGACCACGGAUCCUGGUUCGACUACACGCGCAGUUGGUGGGCACGGCGGCAGGACCCGCGUAUCUGCAUCCUCUACUUCGAGGACAUGAAGAGUGACCUCCGACGGGAGAUUGACCGCCUUUGUGACUUCCUGGAGAAACCACUUCAAGAGGGCGUUCGAGACGCGAUUACCGGCCACUGUUUGUUCGACAGCAUGCGCUCCAACCCGAUGACGAACCAUCUGGAUGUGUACUCCAUAAACGCGGAGGUGUCGCCCUUGUUAAGAAAAGGUGAGGUUGGAGACUGGAAAAAUCUCUUCACGGUUACACAGAGCGAACUGUUUGAUAAAUUCUUCAAGGAUGAACUAGGAGACUUAAAUAUUCCUUUCAAGUUCACACUAGAUUGAUGCCCAGCUGAAACUUGAUACCAGUGAACGUAAAGUCAGACUUACUUUGGCGUUAUAACUAUGAUUGUUACAUUGCUAAGCACAUCAGAAAUUGGUUUGGAAGCGGCCUUUUGUUAUUGCUAAUAUUCAUGGCCUUUUUGACAUAUUGAUUUGUAAAAUCAGUUUGCAUUCAAAUGCAGACACCUUUGAAUUAAUGUAUGAAUCUUGAUUUAUGUUAGGCACUUACCUGGCCUAGAGUUGACGUGGCAGUGGACGGAUGAGACGGUGAUGAAUUGUGUUUGAGAUUAAAGAGAAUGGGAACAAACGCAUGUCCGCACAUCUAUUCCCACCGCAUUAAUAUAAUUAUCGUGUGUAAACGCAGGUUGUUAAAACAACUAUGGCGACUGUUCAUUAUGUUUAAACAGCCUUGUUUCUAACCUUUAUAUGUUAUUCAACUUUAUUUCGGGCGAUGUAUGUACACAUCUAACUAUUAUUUAAGCUUUGGUCAGUGUAUAAAAGU
Molecule: messenger RNA, 1581 nt
Organism: Mya arenaria
Lineage: Eukaryota; Metazoa; Mollusca; Bivalvia; Myida; Myidae
Product: sulfotransferase 1C4-like
Exons: 7
Coding region: 156-1082 (308 amino acids)
Biological process (GO): sulfation
Cellular component (GO): cytoplasm
Molecular function (GO): sulfotransferase activity
Source: RefSeq, a predicted model, not a curated record